AUGAUCUCCUCCUUCAUGUUGCUGGUCUUGAUUCACUUUCUGCAGCUUGUCGAACCUUUAAGGUUACGUCGCCAAGCCAUAGAUGCGUAUCCGCCACCAUCAGAAGCGGAAUCAAUGCUAGCAGCUAACACCAUGGGACUGUUCCCAACAAUCAUGGAGAAUUAUGUAUAUUCGAAUGAAUUCCUUCAAACCCCCAUUGACCCAUUCGGUUUCUUCCCACCAACAAUCUAUCAGCAACCUGUUUUUGCUUACACUAGACAGCAUGUUCCAGUACCACGAUUCAAUACGUUCACACCUGGAAAUGUUGCUCCUGAAAUUUCUCCUCCUCUACCAGCAUGGUCUCAGGCCGGCAAUUCAUUGCCUAAUCGAAAUUUGGCGAGACCAGUUCCUGCAGGACCACCCGACAGCGCUGCUCUAGUACCUCCUGUUUCGUCCACUGGCGCUCAGCUCGCCAAUCCUGUACGCAUUCAGAAUUUUGAUGGAUCUUCUCAGCAACCCAGAAAUACGAUUAUGGUUCCUCGCACAUUAGACGUCAAAGAACAGCCAGGGCAACAAUUUGCGGGACAAAACGUUCCUGGAAAAUCAUUCAUCAACGCCGGUUCGAAUCUCCCCACUCUACCGUUCCAUAGUCAAAUACCGCCCACAGAACUUAGGCUAAUCCCAGAUACCUUUGAAUAA
This is a messenger RNA of Necator americanus (New World hookworm), 678 nucleotides long. RefSeq lists its product as uncharacterized. NCBI's taxonomy places the organism in Eukaryota, Metazoa, Nematoda, Chromadorea, Rhabditida, Ancylostomatidae. The transcript is spliced from 2 exons. The record is from RefSeq and is a predicted model, not a curated record. Bases 1 to 678 code for a protein of 225 amino acids.